AUAAAUAUGGCCAGCUUAAAGCGUCACGUCAUAUUUCAAAUGACAUUCUUUGCAUAUGCCGAGAAAUGUUCUCUUUCCCCCAUUGAUGCGCAUUUGUGAAUUUUUCGUUCAGUGGACUCUUCCUACCUUCGGGGCUUCGGACCCCUGCAUCGCUAUCUUAUCCUGCCUGCCCUGUCGUACUAUGCCCCACCCUACCCCACUCCAUCACUCUACUCUACUCUAUUCCAUUCCAUUCCAACCCACCUCGCCUUUCCUCGCACUCUCAGCGCCCUCACGUCCGGCUUCCCCUUUACUCUUCUCCUCUAUGUUCGUCCUAGCUAACUCACCGAGCAGCGAUGCAUCUUCCAUUCGAUGAGUGGACUAAGAUUUUUUUCCUAUAAUCAUAUCUUCGAUUUGCUCGUAGAGAUUACGUUUCUAGUUUCUAGUUUAGUACUUUUUACCUAUUCGUCUUGUUCGUGGGUAAAGGCAGCCUUUCGCAGAGAUAAAAGAGACGCUGAAAGAAAGACUAAAAACAUGGGAUGCAAUGCGGGCCGAUGCCUCGGUCCAGACGAUACGGGGUACCCUGGAUCAGGAUUCAUGGCAGCCAUUAGGAAGAAGUUAGUUAUCGUGGGGGAUGGUGCUUGUGGUAAAACAUGUUUACUCAUAGUGUUCAGCAAAGAUCAAUUCCCUGAAGUAUAUGUACCUACUGUCUUUGAGAAUUAUGUUGCUGAUAUCGAAGUGGAUGGUAAGCAGGUUGAAUUGGCUCUUUGGGACACAGCUGGGCAAGAAGAUUAUGAUAGAUUACGUCCAUUAUCAUACCCUGACACAGAUGUUAUCCUGAUGUGUUUCUCCAUUGAUAGUCCUGAUUCCCUGGAAAACAUUCCUGAGAAAUGGACACCAGAGGUGAAACAUUUCUGCCCAAAUGUACCCAUUAUUCUUGUGGGGAAUAAAAAAGACUUGCGCAAUGAUCCUAAUACUAUCAAAGAGCUUGGAAAAAUGAAGCAAGAACCAGUAAAACCAGAGGAGGGUAGAUCCAUGGCUGAAAAAAUCAAUGCCUUCGCAUACCUUGAAUGCUCUGCCAAGAGCAAGGAAGGAGUCAGGGAAGUCUUUGAGACAGCAACCCGAGCUGCGCUUCAAGUUAAGAAGAAGAAGAAGGGAAGGUGUAGGCUUCUUUAAAAUGUAAUGUCAGAUGGGCCCAAAAAGUGGGUGAAAUUAUGGAAUUGCAAAGCUAGCCGCAAUAGAGCUAGUUGUAAUACUGGAGGCCCCCAGUGAAGACCAUAAUAUAAUAACAUCUUUUACCUUUAAUUCUUUUACAUAAUAAUCAAAUCAACAAACAUGUUCACAUCAAAGCCACUGAUUAACAAAUCUUUCAUGGUACAGGACUUCUUUAACUAUAAUGAAAUAUGCUUCAAGUUUGAGCAAGUGAAAAUUCUCAUGUCAACUAUUUACAUUCAAAAAAACCAUAACUGUUUCAUUGUAGUGGCCAUUACUGUUAAUAUUAGUAUCAUAUUACUAUGUAUGUAUACAUUCUACUUUUUUUUAUACGUAUUUGCUCUUCAUGUCGGUGAGAAACGAAAACGAACGAAAUUGGGGGAAUUAAUAAGAAAUAUUAAAAAUAAUAAACAAAAAAAAAACAAAAAACCAAAAAAAAAAUAUGGAAGGAACCUACAUAAUAUGCAAUGCAAAGUUGUAAAACUUUUAGAGCACUGUAAGAAUCUAAGAAAAAACGUUACA
Molecule: messenger RNA, 1713 nt
Organism: Vespula vulgaris
Lineage: Eukaryota; Metazoa; Arthropoda; Insecta; Hymenoptera; Vespidae
Gene: Rho1
Product: ras-like GTP-binding protein Rho1
Exons: 5
Coding region: 352-1155 (267 amino acids)
Biological process (GO): cell migration; small GTPase-mediated signal transduction
Molecular function (GO): GTP binding; GTPase activity
Source: RefSeq, a predicted model, not a curated record